ACACACACACACACACACUGUCUCACACACUCACACACACUCUCACACACAGGGAGUAAGCUGCAUGUUGGAGCAUACGUCCGCGCUCUCUCCCCGGUAACAGAGCCUCCACAGCGGCUGUUCCGCCUCGCAGUCUGCGGCGGAGCUUCGUCGUGACAGAGUUUGGAAGCGGCUGGAGGAGGAAGAGGGAGGAAGAGGAGGAGGAGGAGAAACGAAAGAUUUCCCUCCGCGCUGAGGUUAACGCACAGCCGCACGUUUAACAGAAGGGACGGGAGGAGAGUUGAGGCAGAGGUGGUGUCCUCCUGUCAGAAACGCAAGCUCCGUCCGACACAUGGUUGACAGUGGGAGACGGAAGUGGCCGAGAGAGACGGUACGGGAGUGACAGUGAUCCAGACAACCACUCAGAGAGAGAGAAGGAGGCAGUUGGCCAUCUGUGGUUGGUCCCCUGCUAUUCUGCAGCUGUGCCGGAUUUCUGCUCCUUUCUUAAGUAAAAAAAAGGACACACAGUGAGAUAAGGGGGUUCAUCCUACAGCUGAUGAGCCCAGACUGGGGCAAUGUUAAGGCCUCAAUGGCCUCCAAUUAAGCCCCUGAGGCUGCUUCUGUUGAGGGAUGGGUGAUACCCCAGCUGGAUGUUCCGCUGUCGCCACGGCUAUCAUUAGUGGCUAAUGAGCUCCUGCUAGAGAGGAAAGGGAGACGCUGCCUGUGGAGAGAGGAGGAACCUUACAGCUGUUAUUAAGAGGCCUGGAGAUCUGACAAGGAAUUAUUUACCUCUGCAAGAGACAGAAACCCUUUAAAGCUUUUUCCUGUACAAGAAAGGAUUUUGACUUUGAAAGAUACAGCUACAGACAUUUCUUUUCCGGUUCCAGCUUCUUGGGUUUUUGCUACAGCAUUGUGUAUACUGUACCAUGCAGAACAUCUUUACUUCUCACAUGAAGGAGUUCCAGCAAAACACUAUAAUCCACUAGGUUUUUUUGUUAAAGUUAUAUUUUUGUUUUACACUUUGACAUUAUUUUGACCUUCCUAUGCCCUGACGCACAUUGGACACCAUGGCAGCAGCCUAUCGCGUUGUGGUGAGCAGCGUGAGCUGCUACAACAGUGUGGUAGUGGACCGGCGCACUCACUCCCAUGCCGUGCACUACUGCUCAGGGCCAUGCGGGGUGCUGUCCCAGGGACUAGACUGUACAGUCGCUCACCGCGGCACCUGCUCUGAGCUGCUUGUUGCACCUGACCUCAUUUACAGUGACACAAACGACUCACCCAUACACUCUCAUAACAUGAUCACUCAGCAACUGCCUAACCAUGGUAAAAUUAGUGUUACCAUGGAUACGAGUUAUAAUGGGGGUCUAGAGAGGGCGGGGAGCAGUGGCAAUUUGUCUUUAGGGGAGGACAGCCCCACAUGGCGAGGUAAAAAGACCCUAAGUUGCACAGGAUUGACUGGAAACCUGAGCUCCACUAGCAGUCUAAAGGACAUAACUGAAGAGGCCAUCAAUCUGGCCAGUGGUAAACUCAAAGAGUUUUCUUUUGACAAGCUCCGCCUCUCCUCCUCCAGCCACGUUACCUUCCGGAAAGGUCGCAAGGUCCGCCCAGACUCUUUUAGCCGACGCUCCACUGACCUGGAGAUCAUCUAUGGCCACUUCAGUUCUAACAUUACACCUAACGGAACAACUAAUGGCAUGACAAAUGGCACGGCCCCUUCUAAUGAUGAGAACAUGCCGCCAUUUAUGAUGGAGAAAGGGACAGGACCAGAGGAGACAAAGCUAAAAGGCAACUCUGGCCCCUUGACAGCCAUCACUAAAGCAGUUGGUGGCUCAACAAGCAGCCUGUCAGGUUUUGGGUCAUUAGACCAAAGUCUGAACACAGUGGCCUCCCUGUACCUCAGCACCCUUGGAGAGGAGAACCUGAUUGCCCGUCUGCUGGAGAAGACACGAGCAGAGGCGGGCACUGGGGGAGCAGGCGGGGAGGACAUCCGUGCCUGCCUCGACAUCUUGCUUAAAUGUUCGGAAGACCUAAAGAAAUGCACUGACAUCAUCAAGCAGUGCAUCAGACGUAAAGCCGGUGGAGGGCCAGCGGAGGGAGGGGCCAGUCCCGACAGCGUGUAUCGAGCUGUGAUGGCCAGACUCAGCACCUACCUGAAACGACUGCCUCUGGAUCUGGAAGGGAUGGGGAGUUUGGUUGGCAGUGGGCAGGUGGGUCAGGGUGCACCUGGGAGUGGCCACAGUGAUUUGGCCGAGCUGGUCAAUACCCUUCACUCUAUCCAACAGGGACCUUACUCUCCAAUAUUUGGCAAUGAGCAACCUCCUCGCUAUGAGGAUGUGGUGCUGUCACCUCCCAUCCCAAAGACUGUUCCUCAUUCUGCAUCUUCUGCUCUCUCCUCUGUCUCACCUUCCUCCUCAUCUUUCUUAAAAUCAGACUCCAUCCAUACCAAACCAAUCCAAAGCUUCCCAUCCAAAACCAGCGCCCUUACCAAUGGAUUACAACAUCCACAUUCUUCGUCUAUCAUACAACACACACUCUCUCCCCCAUCUGUGACCUUCCCUUCCAGCUCCAGCUCUUCUCCAACACAUUCUCCCUCCCCUCUUCGUACCUCCCCAACUCCGCCAUACACACACACUCCUCCAGCUUCCCCCAUGGAGGCUCUUUAUAUCGAAGAGGAGGAAGCAGAUGUGGGUAAGAGCCUAGAACAAAUCUCACAACAGACACUAACUUCAACCAGAGGGAUGAGCAAUAUCCAGAACAAAAAUGGGACUGUGUUAAGUCAGCCCAUGAACCUAUCACAACCACACACACUCCACAAUUCUUUAAACACGUUGCCAGCCAGCACAGGCUACAUCCCCACGGCCUCUUUAACAGUCUCAGCACCCAAAGCUGUGUCACACAGGAAUGAUGACAUCGACAAGCUGCUGAUGGAUUUAGAGAAUCUGUCUCAGAGUAUGAGCAACCCCAGAAAUACUGAGCCUCCUCUUCCAGCCAAGACCAGGAAGAGAGAGGGCAGCCAGGGUCUGACCUCCAAUGAGGCCCUCGCUCAACAGAAAAUGUCCCAGUUCCAAAUCCAGAAGCCAGUUAGCCAUUUGACCAUGAACGGCCCUAGCUCAAGGACUUCUCCAAGUCUCACUCCUCCCAACAGUGAAUCUCCAGUAGGAGAGGAGGAGGAUGGAGCACUUCUGCUGAGGAUCCUGGAGAGCAUUGAGAGUUUUGCUCAGGAGCUGGUGGAUUCUGGGGCGGGAAGCACAGGGAGUGCUGAGAGGAAAUGUGGGAAGGAGCGGGAGGUGAUGAGGCUCCUGCAGGAUACACUAGCCACCACCGGCAGGGCUGAUACCCCUGUGGAGAACACAAACCCACCACCUGCUGCUCCCACUGCUCCAUCCAUGCACAUAAAUGCAGUGCCAGCGAUCCCGCCAAAACACUCACCGGCAAAUACAAUUGCAGUAUCAGUUACACCAACACCUGCUCCUACAGCAUCUGAAGCUGUGUGCAACGCUACACCCGAACCUACCCCUAAACCUACACCCGAUGUUGUUCCCGAACUUCUGCUUACGGCCACACCUGAGCCUACAACAGAAGCAACAGAUGAAGAAUCAGAGGCCUCUACCGAUGACAUCGCCUAUUCUGUAACAUCUGCACCCACCAGCUUGCAUUCCACCGCACACUCAGUUGACCCGACACCUGUGGCUGCACCUGAAGCUCCAGCACCUGUUGCCAUCCCAGCUGCAGCAGAUAUCAGAGAGGCUGCUGUUGCUGACCCUGCUGCUGUGAGAGACACCGGUUCAACACUACUCAUCCAGCAGACUCCAGAGGUGAUCCGAGUCCAGUCCAAACAAGAGAAGAAACCAGGCACGCCACCGCCGGCCCCCGCCCCAGCCCCGGCCACACCGACCCCGACGCCGCGCUCGCCCAGCCCUCCUCCGGCUCCGGUGAUCGUCACCCCUCCUCCCCCCGCCAUCAACAUUCCCAGGUUCUACUACCCCCGUGGGCUCCCUGCCCUGGGCCCGGCUGCCAACCACGACUCGGCCAUCGCUGCCAUCGAGGCGGCCUUCACGGAGUUCGAGGAGGAGAAGGCGGACAUUUAUGAAAUGGGCAAGAUUGCAAAGGCUUGUGGGUGUCCUCUCUACUGGAAGUCGGCCAUGUUCUACGGUGCCGGUGGCGAGAGGACGGGCUUCGUCUCGGUCCACUCCUUCAUUGCAACCUGGAGGAAGUUGUUGCACAGUUGCCACGAUGAUUCAUCCAGGUUUAUUUACCUGCUGGCCAAACCUGGCUGUAACUACCUGGAGCAGGAGGAUUUCAUUCCUCUGAUGCAGGACAUCGUGGAUACUCACCCUGGACUCACCUUUCUGAAGGAUGCACCUGAAUUCCAUUCCCGCUACAUCACAACGGUGAUCCAGCGGAUAUUCUACGUGGUGAACCGUUCGUGGACGGGUCGGAUCAACAUGAUCGAGCUGCGCCGGAGCAACUUCCUGCAGACCCUGGCCCUGCUGGAGGAGGAGGACGACAUCAACCAGAUCACCGACUACUUCUCCUACGAGCACUUCUACGUCAUCUACUGCAAGUUCUGGGAGCUGGACGUCGACCACGACCUCUACAUCGACCCCAAAGACCUGUCGAGAUACAACGACCACGCAUCCUCGAGCAGAAUCAUUGAGAGAUUGUUCUCAGGCGCCGUCACUCGGGGUAACGCGGUGCAGAGAGAAGGAAGGAUGAGCUACGCCGAGUUUGUCUGGUUCCUCAUAUCUGAGGAAGACAAGAAGAAUCCCACCAGUAUUGAGUACUGGUUCCGGUGCAUGGACGCAGAUGGCGACGGCGUCCUCUCCAUGUUUGAGUUGGAGUAUUUCUACGAGGAGCAGUGCGAGAGGAUGGAAAGAAUGGGCAUCGAACCUCUGCCCUUCCAGGAUCUCCUCUGCCAGAUGCUUGACCUGGUCAAACCUGAGAGCUCAGGUAAGAUAACUCUGAGCGAUCUGAAGCGCUGCCGGAUGGCCUACAUAUUCUUUGACACCUUCUUCAACCUGGAGAAAUACCUGGACCAUGAACAGAGGGACCCGUUUGCUGUGCAAAAGGACAUUGACAGUGAAGGUCCGGAGCCGUCUGACUGGGAUAAAUACGCCUCGGAGGAGUACGAAAUACUGGUGGCAGAAGAGACUGCAAACGAACAGCUACACGAGGGGUCUUUUGACGACGACUAUGAUUCUGAGGAGCUUCAGGUCCCCGGAGAGAUUGGGAAUAAAAUGGAAAAACUGGUGAUAUCAGAUCUGACGGCAUAAAAAAACUUUGUUCCUGGAAUUCCUGGGCCGUUCAUCCUGGAAACCAGAUGGGAAGACGUUCCCCUCAGAUGGACCGAAAGAAGCAAAUGGAUGUAAAGACGGAGAGACAAUGAUUCUGGCAUCUGUCGAACGAUGACUCUGGAGUGUUCCUCAGCAUGGACUCGUCAGUUUUGCUGUGUGUGUGACCGUAAACCAGUACUGUUCUUUGUCUGGUGCAAAAAAACCCACAAAUGCACAUGUAUUCAUGCAGGAAACAAUGUCACUGCCUCCGAGAGAACAAAACCAGCGAUGGUGGGAGAAAUAAGCUUGAAGGAAACCUUCACUGUAAAAUAAUGUAAUUGUGAAUCCUGCCAGACGAUAAUCACCUGCGAUCUCAGUCGUUGCUCUGCUGAGGGCGGACAGACACUGUGGGAGUUGGAGAAGAAGGACACAUGGAAACACUGCAGAUAAGGAGAGUGAUAUGCAUCGCCUUCCAAAAACCCCACAGACACAACAGUCAGCUGCUCAGUUCGACCACACACAGACACACACACACAGACAGACACUGCCAUCAGAGACCGGCUGCCCGAGCAUCUCGCCCGUCACUGUGUUUUCUCGUAGAGGAAGUCGUUAAAAACCUCUGUUCCCUUCAGGGAGGACUCACGUAAAACCGUCCGGCUGGUCAUAGCAGCACCUCUCUGUGGCCGGCCCGCGCUACUGCACGUCCAACUGCUCGUCGUGCACGGCGCGUAAUGACUGGCUCAACCUUGCCAAGAGGGAGUUCAGUUCACUGCACAGCCUGAGCUGCUCUAUUCUUAGAGGGGCAUUAUCAGCACCCCACCUCUGGACUCGCUUUGAAGUCGUCUCUAAACCCUGGAAAAAAAUGUCUCCGGCUACGCGGACUGUCGUGUUCCCGGCCGCUGCGCUUCAGCAGGGCCGAGGGAGAGACGAGAGGGUGAUGCGUCUCGACAGCCAUAGUCAAACUCUCUGGUAGAGUUGCCCACACAUUUCCACCUGUUACAUUUGUAAUUAUAUAUAUAUGCACAUAAUAAGAACUGUGAGCUGGUCCUGUCCAUCUCGUGCAUUUGUCCAGCACAUGGUAUUGUGGUAAAGUGUAUUUUACCUGGUAAUUAUUUUCAUUCGUUUCUGUAGUUUAUGCCAAAAAUGCAAAAAAAAAAUUCUGCCUGGAAGUCGAUGUUAUUUACAGUUCGGUGUUUUCUCCCUGUAACACACACACACCACUGAGGAGGCCUCUUAAAGGAUCAGUACGUCCAAAUGAUAAAAAGAAAUACAACUCUAUCCGAUAUCAGUCCCUCAGUCCAUCUCAUUACAGUGAUGGUGAAUUAAAUGGUUUUUUUGUUGUGUGACCUGCAACAUAGAAAAAAACUGUUCAACGUGUAACGGCGGCCUCUCUGAACCUGUGCCCCUGUUAUUCUAGAAACAAACCACAGAACACACUGUGAACAGUUUCCAUUAGGAGCUGCUUUCUAUCGAGGAACCCGUCCUGGCACUGAGGUCUGUGGAGGGUAACGGGACACCGCGUCUGACAGGGCGUGAUGCUGUCGAAUUUCUGAAAUGUAAUUUAGUCUUUUUCAUGCUUCCAGGACCACGUGGAAUCCCACUCGCUCACCGUUGUACCGAGAGGGAGGCAGAAAUCCUCGGCGAUAGAUUCAUUUUAAAAUGAGCAAAUUAAAUCCCUUAAUUUGAUGGAACCUUUACCUCUUGUUAUUUACUGUGCUGCACUCACAGGUGCAUGUGUGUGUACACUGCCCUCACUGCAAUAGCUCGGAGCGCGUGUUGGCUUAUACAUCACUAAUUGAGGAGUCGUGUUUUAGGGACGUGUGAUCUGUCGCUCUCAGUUCGGGACUGUUUAUAUGUCCUAGUGGUUGCCAUGGUGAUGAUGUCCCUGUGUUGUAUGUGUGUAUGUAAUGUACACACUCGUACACACACCAUGCAAUAGUUGCGAAUGAAAGGGAGAAAGAGAGCUCACGAUGCUGUGACGACCUCGAGUUUCCCUCCUCUGCUCCACAGCCAUUGUAAAUGGGCCUGACUGUGUAUUAAACUAUAUUAUUAUUAUCAUUAACAGUAAUAAUGACCCAUUAUACAUAUAAUGGCUGUUAUUUUCUUUUGUAUUUUGAUGGUUUGUAUUGCUGUGCCACUGUGUGGCUCGUGGGGCGGGGGGGUAAAUUAUGUUAGACGUGUGUAUGUUUGUGUGUUGGAUCCACAGUGGAUUUCAGUAGAAGGGGGUCCUCUGAAGCUCCGACCACCUGACAAUCAAAAACCUCUGAGACUGAUGUUUUACUUCUGUGGUCACAGACACACACUCGCACACUCUCAUGGAGACGUCUUCACCCGGACAGUGUUACAGGUGAUGGGGACGUCUUUCUGGCUCUAUGCAAAGUGUCCUGAUGCUCACAUGUGCAGCAUCGGGGAGGAGAGAAGCCAUGUGGGACUUUUACUUUGAAAUUAUAUCUCUACUGCGAGAGGUAGAGAAGAUACUUUUAUUUUGAUGUACUUCCUCUGUGCAGAGAGAUGUGACGCGAAUCCUGACGGUUACUGUAUUGGCAUGGUUUUCUUUCUCUUCAUCACUUUGUCUUUCUUUCUUUCUCACCUUCUUUCUUUCUUUCUUCCUUCCUUUCUUUCUUUCUUUCUUCCUUCCUUUCUUUUAUUUGUCCUGUCCAUGUUAUUCGUUGCUUUUGUCUGAAGUUCAAAAGUUUAAAUAAAGAUGUUUCAUGAAUA
Hippoglossus stenolepis (Pacific halibut) is the source of this 7970-nucleotide messenger RNA. It is a transcript of the gene ppp2r3a, whose product is annotated as protein phosphatase 2, regulatory subunit B'', alpha. Gene Ontology annotation, biological process: protein dephosphorylation. Gene Ontology annotation, cellular component: protein phosphatase type 2A complex. The transcript has 14 exons. The record is from RefSeq and is a predicted model, not a curated record. The coding region runs from base 1047 to 5252 and encodes 1401 amino acids. Gene Ontology annotation, molecular function: protein phosphatase regulator activity; calcium ion binding. NCBI's taxonomy places the organism in Eukaryota, Metazoa, Chordata, Actinopteri, Pleuronectiformes, Pleuronectidae.